AUUCCCUCUUGCGUCUGGCAGCAAGUCCCAGCGUGGAAGAGAUUGACUGGGAUGCUGUAGCAGGCACCACAUCAACAGUGGAUGAGGAGCUGCUGAGGGAGAAGAGGGAGGAAGGCUUGAUGCAAUGCAGGAGGUGAGUGCCAGCCCUCUGUGAGCUGCGAGGAAAGCAAAGUGGGGUGGCAAAGAGGGGAAAAUUGCUGUCAGCAGCAGACGUGGAAAGUGGUGAGAGCUGCAGGCAUUUCUGGUGCUGUGAGAGCUGGGAGGAUUGCUGGUGCUGCUUCUGAGCAGUGAAAAGGGGGUUUGGGUGCUGAUGGGGACUUGAACAGCUGUGGAACUUCUCAAGGGACUUGAAACGAAGGGGAACCCAUGGAUGGAUUUUACUCCUCCACAGAAGGAGGUGGGCAGGAUGUGAUCAAUGGCACCGGCAGGAGGAAGAGCUGGGUGGAGGAAAGCAGCUCCAAGUUGUCCUUCCGUGUGGUGGCAGCUACCUUGCUGUCCCUUCUCAUCCUCUCCACGCUCCUGGGCAAUGCCCUGGUGUGUGUGGCUGUGGUCAAGUUCAGACACUUGCGCUCUAAGGUCACCAGUAUCUUCAUCAUCUCCUUGGCGGUGUCUGACCUCUUUGUGGCUGUCCUGGUGAUGCCCUGGAAGGCUGCCACCGAGGUGGUGGGCUUCUGGCCUUUUGGGGCUUUCUGUGAUGUUUGGGUGGCUUUUGACAUCAUGUGCUCCACAGCCUCGAUCCUCAACUUGUGCAUCAUCAGCGUGGACCGGUACUGGGCCGUUUCCAACCCCUUCCGCUAUGAGAGGAGGAUGACGCAGCGCGUGGCUUUCACCAUGGUCGCGCUCGCUUGGCUGCUCUCCCUCUUGAUCUCUUUCAUCCCUGUGCAGCUGAAGUGGCACAAGGAUCAGGAGCUCCUUACGCAACAGGAGCCGGGUUUUAACAUCACCGGGGAGGAGGAGAACUGCGAUUUCAGCCUCAACAGGACUUACGCCAUCUCGUCUUCUCUCGUCAGCUUCUACAUCCCCGUUGCCGUCAUGCUGGUGACGUACACCCGCAUCUUCCGCAUCGCCCGGCGGCAGAUCCGCAGCCUCUCCUCCCUGGAGAGGGCGGUGGAGCAUGCCCAGAGCUGCCACAGCAGCGACUGCCCUCACGAGUCUUCCCUGAAGAACUCCUUCAAGAAGGAGACCAAGGUCCUCAAAACCCUCUCCAUCAUCAUGGGCGUCUUUGUCUUCUGCUGGCUGCCCUUCUUCGUGCUCAACUGCAUGGUGCCCUUCUGUGAUCCUGACCUGCAUGAGCCCGGAGAGCUGCCUUGUGUCAGCGAGACCGUCUUCAACAUCUUUGUCUGGUUUGGGUGGGCCAACUCUUCCCUCAAUCCUAUCAUCUACACCUUCAACGCAGACUUCAGGAGAGCUUUUGCAACCCUCUUGGGCUGUGGCUGCCUUUGCCCCAGCAACGCGGUGGAGACGGUGAACUUCAGCAAUGAGCUGGUCUCCUACCACCACGACACCACGUACCAGAAGGAAGUGGUGACCCUCAGCUACCACCAGCUUCUCCCCCACGUUGCUCUGCACAUGGAGAACAAGGAGAUGGCCUUUGGCAAGGAUUCUCAGGCCUCUGAGCCUUCUCCCACCACCAGCCCUGCAGUGAUGCACAUGGAGUGUGAAGUGGCUGUCUCGCUGGAGAAGAUUACCACCAGCAAUGUGUUCAAUUGAGACAGGGCUGGGAAAAGGGUGGUGGGAUGGUCUCGAGGAGAGAUGGAAUCGGGGACUGUUGCACUUGCCUGUUUCCUGAGGACUUUGUGGAUAAUGUGGGUAUUGCACUCUGGGCAGGAGCCCUGGCUGCUCAACGGGCACAGGCCAAAGGCAGCUGCUCAUGUGGUGAUGACUGCUGGAACAGUGCUGCAAACCAGCCUCUAGUGAGGGAAACCCGGGUUUGUGGUGGGCUUUGCAGGAAGGAGGUGAUGGCUUUGCUGGGAUAAUGCUCUUGGGCUCACCUCUGACUGUGUCUCUUGCUCAGGUGAAUCAUCCUGCAGGUCUGGACUGGAAUGCAGCCACUUCUCCUGGAGCCCUGAGGCUGUGCUUGGUAGCAGCUUGUCCUGAGUGUGUUUGCAGGGAAGGACUGGGUGUGUAAAGGUCUACACUGGCCCCUGGAGGAGGAGCCAGCCUCUCUAAGCUGGGACAUGCACAGCUGAGGGGUGCAUGAACAUAAACUGGGAUUUAGCCCCAGGAUGUUGGACUUUUUGUUUUGGGGAUGAGAGUGUCUGAGCCCUUGAGACUCUGAGGGUAGAGGGGAAAAUGAGAUGUUAAAGCAAGAACAUUGCUGGUUUGGUUUCUGUGCCCUCAUCAGUCGGGUCCUUUUCCUGGACUGUUUCUUUCCCUUUUCUCUUUGUACUCCCUCCAAUUCCCUUCCUCCCCCAUUUCAUUACAGAUCCUUUCCCAUUGCCUCCCUUGCUGGCCCAUUUCAGUAGUAAGAAUAGCUUCUUAAGCAGCACUCUGUGCUCACCUGUACUCUUUAAUGAGCCUCUCCUGUAGGUUGGGAGCUUGUGUCCGCUUAGCCGGGGGGUGAAGUAGCAAGUGAGCAGCCCCCAGCAUCUCCCUGCAGGCUGCUUGACUUGAGAGAGGGGUUUUGCUCCAUGCCUGGUGAAACACCGCAGCAGCAAGUGGCACGGCUGGGUUGUCUUGAAGCCGAGACAUCUUUAGCUCCCUGCACAGCAGAAAGGCCUCUCCCUGCAAAUGUUAACAAAGAAAUCAGCAAGGGGUAAUUACAGAGUGAGGGUAAUUAUUAACUGGAGCCCAGUUAUAGUCAAGCUGCAGCACAAUCAGGGUGGGAGGGGCGCAGAGCUCGCUGUGUCUCCAAGGUCAAUGCUUGGAUCUCACUAGGGAAGCACCAGGAGGACUGAACUCCGUGUACAACCAUCUCCCCAUGCUGCAGGGGUGGCUGGCUGUCAGAACCAAGGCAAGCUCUGGGAGUGUGGUAAAUCCCAGCUCAGGGAAGGAGCUCGAGGAGGGGACGAUUGUCUGGCAUGGUCCUGGGAGAUCCAAUGCAAUUCCAGUUGUAUGUUCCUGCAGUACAUCCAUGUCCCUCAAUAAAGGCAGGGUGUUGUAGCACGUGUGCUGUGUUUGGGCUUUACUACAGGGCUCCUGGCUUGGUGCAUAGAGGGGGUCAGACUGAAGAUGCAGCUUUUCCCAGUGUCCUGGUUGCCCUGGGUUUGGUGUUUGCUGAUACUCAUCUGGUGGCGAAGUUCUGGAUCUUUAUCCAUGCCUGUUUGUAGGGACUGGAGUAAAGCUCAGUGUAUCACUGUUACCUGUGAUGGGUUGCAGGGUUGAACCUGCAAAAGGCAAAGGAGAGGGUGAUGUGAUCCUUCUUUUCUGUCCAGUUAUUAACUUCCAGCUUGUGGACCAGGUCUCUGCCCAGCACAGACAUUCCUAUGGUCAGGUUGGGAAAUGGGACAACAGCUCCAAACUGGUGCAACUGUGGCUUGCUUUGGCAAAAAUACCCCUUGUUUACUUGGCUUCAGAAUGGGUUUCUUCAGUUCCUGCUGUGGGUUUCCUGCACUGUCCUCCCCUGCAAUUCCACCAGGAAGCAUCCUCCUCCCAUCCUAAAGCCAUACAGUACUGCUCCAUCCCUGCCAGUAUUCCUACCUGUGGCUGCUCCUGGAGCCAGGACUGAGUCAGGACCUGUGCAUGUGGGUGCAGCUCUGCUCCUGCCCUGUAAGCCCAGGCAGAGGCCAGGGCUGGCCUUGGAGGAAGGAGCUCCAGGCGCAGGGGUCAAGCCUGGAUGAGGGUCUCCAGAUGCCUGGAGGAGCCUGGCAGAAGCUCUUCUAAAAUCACAGCCCUGCCUUUCCCAAUCUAUAUGGUAAUUCCCAGCCAUCAUCCUGCUGAUGGGGAAGAGGCAGGAGGGAUUAACCCUGCUGAGGAGGAGGCUGUGAGUGCUCAACGACACCCAGGGAAGGCAGCUGGUCAAGGUGAUGCUGCCCUUGUCUCUGUUCUGUCCCAUGAUUGAACUUCUGGGGACCUUUCCUCUUGCAGCAGCUGUCACCUGGGGCAGUGGUGCCCCCAGGACCUGUGCAUUGACUCGUUAAGGUGAAACUACACUUAGAAACGCUGAGCACCUGUGAGGCUCAUUGGCUUCACCUGGAACAAGCCCAAAGUGCUGUUUAUCCCCCCAAAAGCUCCAGCUCUUGGCAUCAUUUGGAUUCAUUUUGUGCUUUGUGCUGCCGUGUGGCCAAGAAAGGAGAGGAAAUGGCUCGAAAGUGGGAAUUUUGGCUGGAAGAACCUUUGUGAUGAGGGAAAAGGUGAGUAUUGCCCAGAGAAGGCAAUGGAGGUGGUGCAGGGCCUGGAGCAAAAGUGUGAUGGGGAAGGGCUGAGGGACCUGGGGGUUCAGAUGGAGAAGAGAAGGCUCAGGGGGGACCUGAUGGCUGCCUACAACUGCCUGACAGGAGGAUGGAGCCAGG
Molecule: messenger RNA, 4451 nt
Organism: Pezoporus occidentalis (night parrot)
Lineage: Eukaryota; Metazoa; Chordata; Aves; Psittaciformes; Psittacidae
Product: D(1) dopamine receptor-like
Exons: 2
Coding region: 367-1710 (447 amino acids)
Biological process (GO): adenylate cyclase-activating adrenergic receptor signaling pathway
Cellular component (GO): plasma membrane
Molecular function (GO): G protein-coupled receptor activity; dopamine neurotransmitter receptor activity
Source: RefSeq, a predicted model, not a curated record